Molecule: messenger RNA, 1088 nt
Organism: Chara braunii
Lineage: Eukaryota; Viridiplantae; Streptophyta; Charophyceae; Charales; Characeae
Source: the annotation of a GenBank genome assembly
UAAUAUAUUUCGACGGCUAUGUUUCAUUUUAGUUGGAUACGAGAGAUGCAGUAGUAGAAGUGCGAGCCGAACACCAAGAGGAGCGAGCAACGGAAAGAAUCCGCGAAGUUGGCCCGGGCUCAGAAAUCGAUCCCACCAUUUGCCAAAGCAGAAGAGGGAGCAGUUAACAACAAAUCGGCCAGCCAUGUCGGAAGUGGAAGAGACAUUCAAGCGGAUCAGCUCCCAUAAAGGAGUGCUUGGGAGCAUCAUUGUCAACGGUGACGGAAUUCCAAUUAGAACAACACUGGACAACACCACAUCGGUCCAGUAUGCAGCUCUCAUGAGCACGCUCGUGUCCAAGGCGCGGACCAUUGUGAAGGGCUUCAAUAAACAUGAUCAAAAUCCGGCAACAGCAAGGGUCAAAGGCGACGGAGCGUCAUCAAAAAAGGCAGCCGCAGCGCAAAAUGACCUCACUUUCUUGCGCAUUCGGUCCAAGAAGCAUGAGAUCAUGGUCGCCCCGGAUGGAGGGUUUAUACUCAUCGUAAUACAGAAUCCAAGCGGCGAUUAAGCAAAGCAGACAACCUUGUCGACGCUAUGACUGGAGGCGUCUUCCUCGCUGGCCUAAUUCCGCUAAAAGCCUUGUUCAAAUUGCCAAAAAGGUCACGGGAAGCGAUCUCAGCCUAACGACCAACGAGGUGCGCGCCAAUGUAAGCGGGCAACAGGAUAAUGGAGAGCGACGGCUUUAACUGCGACUAACGAGGAGUUCAAUUCGUCAAAUACCAUGCUGACAUAUUAGCAGCGAAAAGAUCGUACCCAAAGACAGCCAUACCAGCAACUAGUGCUGACAAAACCUCCUAACUCGAGAAAAAUUCUUCAGCUACAAUCAGUUGACAUUUCUCGGCUCAAAGAUUUCAUGCCAAUGCUUCGGAUGCUGAUGAUAGAGGGGGGGUUGCGAGCGCUCAUUUGACUGCAGGCUUUCAAUUCAACGACUCACGUCCAGUGCUCUUCGUUGAAUGCUUAUAUGGCACAAAAGAAGAAACGAAACAAAGAAAGUGACAGAGUGAAUGUUGGUCCGUUGAAUUUGCUUGCAAUCAAGAGAAGCCCACAGC